Molecule: messenger RNA, 1381 nt
Organism: Vanessa atalanta (red admiral)
Lineage: Eukaryota; Metazoa; Arthropoda; Insecta; Lepidoptera; Nymphalidae
Exons: 5
Coding region: 91-1041 (316 amino acids)
Source: RefSeq, a predicted model, not a curated record
GAACAAACCACCGAUGUAGGUGGUCCGGAGCCGUGACCCACAAAUGGAUUUGGUGACAACGUGUGAGUGCUGGUGAUAAAGACAGUGAACAUGACUUCUCUAAUAUACGUUAUCGCCUUUGCGCUGCUGGGACAGGCUAGGUCAGGACUCGUUGAACUGAACUGCAGUGAUAAUGCAACUUGUAUAGAUCACAUGGCAAAAGAGUUUGUAAGAAGCUUGAGACAGCAGAAAACGAUAAAAGUAUUCGAUUUAUUAACGAUAGAACCAAUAGGUAAUAGACAAGCGAGGUCUAAUCAAGACCCGGUAACAAGAUUGAUAACAACACACGCGAUUAGUUUCGACUGGAACGACUUUACAUUCAGAUUCUCCAAUCCUGAAGAUCGAAGUGAUGCAUUGGAUUUAGAAGUAUUUGAAAGCAGAAGUGUUAAAGAUGUUUCGGAUGAAGUUCCGAAAAAAACGAAAGGCAAGGAUGAGGAAGAGGUCAUCGAAGACAAGAGAGUCCACAUACGGCCAAUCAGUAAAAGGCGACACAGACGAAAAGUGAUGCAAGCUGUUAUCCCUCUACUGUUCGGCAUGAAGUCCGCUGGAGUAGUCAUAUUCGCCCUGUUCAUGGUCUCAGUGAUCACCAUCAAGGCGUUCCUGGCCAGCAAAAUGGCUCUCAUGGUUACCGUUGGCAUGGCAAUGAAGAAGUUAUACGAAAGUUAUGGUGGCGGCGUCGGUUUGCAAAACCAUCCAUACCUUUACUCGCAAUAUCCCAUCGAUUUUCCGAGCGCCUCAUCGCACGCAUACUCCGUAAGCGGAGUGAGCCCACAGUUCGCAUCUCCAGAGAUGUAUAGCCCCACAGCACUGGCUACACACUCCCAUACACACGAGUUGCUACAAAACGACGCGAGUGCUCAGCAGUCGCAACAGGCGCCCACUGUACUUGUUAACUCAACACGAGCAGCGGAAAGGUGGGACGGGUACCGGCGACGUCCAAUGUUUUAUGGAACCUCGCGCGCUACUUCAGAAUCCUAUUCGGGCUACCAGACACGCCGCUAAGUUCUCCAUCCAUGACUAUGCCUAUGUAUGCCUUACCUCAAAUGCAGAACGAUAUGCAGAGCCAAAUGUUUAGCCCAACGAUGGCUAUGCCAACAGCUCAGUAACAAAAUUGGACAUUGGAUCAAAUUUAUUGGAUCAAGUGGCGUUGAUUAGUUAACAUUCUGCUAAAUGUCAGAUUACCACGUAAACUAUGCUUGAUCCUGUAAAAAAAAAAAAAAUAUGUUGCGUGGUGAUCUGACAUUUAGCAAAGUUAUCGCAGGCGCAGUGUUUUAAGUUUCUGGACUGGACUUAAAUCAUUUGUCAUUCUCUCUACUCUUAUACUUGAUUGUCCAGACAAUUU